Molecule: messenger RNA, 7757 nt
Organism: Branchiostoma floridae (Florida lancelet)
Lineage: Eukaryota; Metazoa; Chordata; Leptocardii; Amphioxiformes; Branchiostomatidae
Product: TP53-binding protein 1-like
Biological process (GO): positive regulation of transcription by RNA polymerase II; DNA damage checkpoint signaling
Cellular component (GO): nucleus
Molecular function (GO): histone binding; ubiquitin binding
Source: RefSeq, a predicted model, not a curated record
CAAUGACCUUUCAACUUUCAGACAUGCCCAGGCAUGUUUGUGGCGGGAAGUCUUGUUGUUUGAGUUGCCGAUGAUUUAAUCCUUUUACCUGCGUCGUAACACGCGUCAAAACAACAGACGCGCUGGAGCCGGUGGACGUGGACAUGCUACACGAUUACAUGAAGUCUGUGUGAACAUGGACUUGAGUCAGCCAGACUUGAGUCAGAGAGAUGACACGCCGUGCUUCCUGGUGGAGAACUCACAGCAGGAGACCCAGGCUGAGGUAGACUGCAGUGAUGGGGAGGACACCAUCUUCAGACACAAGAUGUUGGCCAGGUUGGGAGCUCUGAGGGACAGCAGCACCAGUCCUAUCAUGGAAGUAGAGAUGAUGGCAAAUGGACACAAAUGCCACAUCACCAUGGCAACUGGUGGACCAGGACAACAGGGAGGUGGCCAGCAUCAUGGAGCAUCAGGUCCUCAAGGUGCUGGGCCCUCUGGUAGCCAAGGUGGGGGAGCAGAGGAUGAUGGGAAUGGAGGAGCAGAGCAAGGCGGUGGAGGGGGUGGUGCUGGUGGAGGAAGAGGUGAUGGAGGUGAUGAUGAUGAUAAUGAUAAUGAAGAGGAAGGAGCAGGUGAUGAUAGCCAUCACGAGGAGGAGGCAGACACAUCAACAUCCACUCCUCAAAGUAGUGGAAACAGCAGUGGCAGUAGGAGCUCCCUGCCUGGACUUGUCCGGCCCAUCCCCAGCAUCGUCACACCUGUAAAAGUCAUCCCUGUACAUGAGAUACAGGAGAGUGAGGAGGGGGACAUGUCUGCUUUAUCAGAAACAGAGGGAAGACAUGAAGUAGACCCAGGGUCAUCAGAGAGUGAAGGUCUGGGUGGACUGAGUGAAGCAUCCACAGCUCUUGUGACUGACUCAGAAAUGUCUCCUGCUUACAAGAGUGUGCCUCAUCUAACCAGUCCUGGCCCCAGCAAGUUGAGUGGCAGUAGUUCUAGCGGCAGUGUCCAGUUACAAUCCUCCACCAUCAGCACUAUCAGCUCCUUCACUAGCAGCUCCAGCGGUAGCAGCCAUACGGAAACACCCUUAAAAAAGUCUCCCAGAAAGACUCCAAUCAAAUCUCCAAGAAAAGAUAUUAAGCACCUCAGUGAAGCACAAGCCGCAGGUAUCAAGGUGUCUCCAUUAAAGGGCAAAACAAAGUCACCAAAGAAGUCCCCACACAAAUCUCCAAGGAAGGCAGGCCAGGGAUAUGUUCAUGGAAGAUGUCCAGAGACCCCAAGAGGAGCAUGUCCUAUCCACCCCAGCUGAGAACCUGGGCUGUCUGCAGCUCUCAGGAGAACCCAUGUUGGUACAGGACACCAGUCUGUCAUCAGAGGGAGGUUCUGAGACUGUGAUCUCCCCAUCACCAGAGGCGUACGGCCACACCCCACACAUCAUCCCAUCAUCACCAACAGGGGAAACAGAGGAACAAGAUAAGUCUUUGGAAGUUGCAGAAGACCCUCCUGUUCCAUCAUUACAAGGAUCAUCACACAAUUCUGCCCAGUCUCAGCAGGAACUUGUAGAUCAUCCAUGGCAGCCCAGUGAACCACAAUGGUCUCAGGAUCUGCUUGCACCAGGUCCUGAUGGUGAGGGACCAAGUGGGACCAAGUCUGCGGACAUGACCAAGGACUCUACCAGCAGGCCUCCCUCCCUUCACCUGCAGCUCCCAGAUACAGAACUAUCAUCAGAACAUGAUGAAAGCAUCUCCCAGGAAGUGAGCAACAAAGGUCGUCCAUCUGUAUCUACAGAACAAACCAAAGCAGAGGGACUUCAAGACAAUAAGGCUGCAUCUUCAUCAUCAUCCUCUGGAAGUAGUCAGACUGGUAGGAAGAGUGAAAGACAGGAGUUGAAACAAACAUUAGACUUCUUGAAGGGUAUGUUUCCUAGUCUGGAUGAAGACAUACUAAUCAGCGUUUACAAGGCACAAAACUGUUUGCUGGAAGCUGCCAUUGAGCAGCUUCUAGAGAUGAGCCAAGGGAGUGGAGCAAUCGGGGUGUCAGUGGAAAUGCGAGAGGACGUUCAAACACAAGGCAAACCUGAAAGUGUGACGGUCAGGGUGCAAUCAGUAGAAAAUCCUGAAGAUGUCUUGCAGACGUCUGGAGGAGACGUUGCUCAGAAGAAAAAGGUUUCACUUUGGGAAUUGGCGAGUACCAGCAAAGAUGACCCACAGACAUCCUAUAGCCAGGUUGAAAUGAUUGAAGAGGAUGCGGACCAAGAAAAAGAAGAUGUCAGAAAGUCUGAAGAUGAUGAAAAGCAAGUCAGAACAGAGGACAUUGCAGUACAAGAGGGUGAAGGCAGGUCUUUGCAAAGGGAAGAUAUCACUGAUGAACAAGAAGAAGGCUCUGAUGAUGUGCAAGACAAUUGGGCACUUCAUUUUACCCCAUCUUUAGAUGGUUCCCAGUCUCAAAACGUGCAAAGUAGGGUGAGAGAAAUGGUUGAGGAUUUAGAAGACCAGUCGACGGAGCCAGAGUUAGCACCAAGUCAGCUGCUCUUCCUACCUCAAGGUCAAGUUACUAAACAGCCAGUGGGACCAGCUCCUACCGAACAUUCCAAGGAAGAAGUAGAAGACGUACAUGUAGGUGUCACAGACACUAGUUCCCAAAAAGAUGAAGAAGCAGGCAACGGUCCAGAUGUAGAAGAGGAAGCUGAUAUUUCAGUUGCAGAAAAGGAAGAUUCCUCUGUUGAAGUUGUUCUUUGUGAUACUGAAAAAGAGGAGACACCAAGAGAGAGCAGGGCUACACCAUCAGCACAGGCCAACAACUCAGAGUCCUCAGUUCCAUUUCACCUUGCCCUCCCCAAAGAUGGAGGGCUGUUCCGACCAAUUGCCACCACCCCUCCCCUCAUGAAGGCCACGCGACCCCGCCUGCCCAGACACAGCACUCCUGUCCCUGACUACACAGAGUCUCCCACUGACACAACCCCGACCAGUGCAGUCACUAGUGCUGACACCACCCCAGAAGGGAAUGGUAGUGUCUUUGCUGACCCAGGUACCAGUGGUGGGCAGGGACUAACCACUGCAGCCAACAGGGGUGGACAGCCUGGGGAAGGGGCUCCACUACAGAUGAGGAUGGGAGCUGUGCUGGAGAGUCAGUCUGACCAUACACAGGAGGACAAUCAGCCGCCUCUCUUUCAGCUACAAAAACCCCCAGAACUUGAUGCCGACCAGCUGAAGGCCAUCAAAGAGAGUCCCAGCAAGCUCCCCUCCCUCUUCACCAGGGUGAGGGAGAAAGUGCGAGCCCAGCAGGAGGAACAGGACAGCAGCUCUGAGGAAGAUGAUGCACCCGGGCCAGCAGACAGUGAAGACUUGUUUGAUCCUCCUGUAAGCAGCAGGAAGAAAGGACAGAAGGUUAAAGGUCACAGGAGGAGGCCGGUUCAGUUAUUGGACUCUGAGGAGUCAGAGAUGUCAGUACAGAAGACUGAAGGGCACAUUGAAGGUAAUGAGAUCAGCCAGGCAGAUGUGAUGGACGUGGAAGAAGAAAAAGUUGAUGUUUCUCUGGCACAGCACACGUGUGGAUUAUACCAAGAGACGUUGGCACGGGCGGAAGUAAAGGCAGAAGAACAAGAAGAGGCACCUGCGGAAGCAAAUGAUUCCUGUCAAUCAGCAGGCAGGGAGCGGCCUAUGGAUCGCACAUCUGGAGAGACGGAGGAGGCGAUCCAGCCUCUCAAAAAGUCACUGUCUACGUCAUCUAAUGCAGACACACUUGAGUACUGGAGAAGUAGUGAAGAGGGAGAGCAGGUGCCUGGGCAUCAGGUCCCUGAUGAUGAGAGUGAGAAAAGAGGACAGAGAAAAGAUGAAGCAAGUGAUGGCCAUGCACAGGUAACCAAGAAAAGAAAAAGAUCCCCAACUACAGCAGAGACGGUUGCUGCACCUGACACUGCUGGAAAAGAUGAGAGGCCAACUUUAACAGGAGAUCCAACGACUCCUGAAAAACUUUCAGCAGAAGAGAAGGAUCCUUAUGAGUACACCUCACAGGUGAGCCCGAUUCUGGACAGGAGAAAGAGGAGGCAUGUGGUUGCAGCAGGUUUGGGGAGCCCACCAGCAUCCAUCCCCACAUGGAGGGGCCCUUGUACACAGACAUCCUCAGCUACCAGGGUGGUGGGGGUACAGGCAAAUACGCAACCAUCACCUACAACAACGGUGAAGACAAAAACGAAAGAUAAACAGCGCAAAUCUGCCAAACUCAGAGCACAUGGUGGGGGAACCUCCCCAUCAGGACGUGGUUCAACCCCUAGUGCCCAAAGUACAAGUAGAGAGGAGGGACAGCCCACUGGUGGAGAUGGGGGUGAGGAAAAGGAGGAGGAGGGAGGGGAUGGUGAGAGGAUCCCAGGAGAUGGAGAUGGGGAGGAGGGGCAGCCACCCCGGAAGAGGGUGAAAAUUGACGAGGACAAUGACACUGAAUCUGCAGGAGGGGAAGAGGAGAGCCCACCCCAGUAUGUCCGUGAGACUACCAUCACAACUAUCACUGAAACAAUUGUCAAGAGAGUUAUCACAGAGAAGAUCAAACGAGGUCAGAAAAUUGUGGACUACCAAGUGAUAGAGGAGAUGGAGGAGCCAGUAGUAGACAUAGAGGAGGAAGUGUCCAUCUCACCAAGUGUGUCCAGAACUGGCAGCUCACUGAUGUCAGGAGAACUAGCAGACAUCAGCUCCCUGUCUACAUCAGCUUCAAAAUCAUCUCCUUCAAGCUUGUCUAAGAGCCUUAGCUCAUCCAGCUUGAGUAGGACUAACAGUUCUGGUCCUAGCCUGGCCAGCCUAGAGAGGACCUCCUCCAGCCAGUCCAAGUCCUCCAGCUCCUCCCCUGGGACAGGGGGAGGGGACAAGGACCAGGAGGGCUUCACCAAACCUGUGGGGUCACCCAGGAGAAGGAGGUCAGGGAUAGGCAGUCAGCUUCUGGGUCAACAGUCAAAGGUCACAAGUGGGAGUCAAAGGUUGGAGGUCAGUGAAACUGGAACACAGACAGAGGCUGCUGGAGGCAAAGAUGCAAAGGACAAGGGUAAAGGUGAAGGAGGGAGUAGACCAGAAGGAGAUGAAAAGGGGGAGAAAGAACAACAGUCUAGAAGAAGAAAGAGUAGUCGUACGAGACAGACAGAAACAGUGAGUCCAGAAGAGCCCGGGAGGGAAACUGACUCUCCUAGGAGAGCGUUAAGAUCAGGUCAGGCAACAGCAUCAGCCUCAGCUGUACAGAAGACAUCUGACAGCACAGAAGAAGAGACAGGCAGACACAGCAGAACUAGAACAGCUGGCCCCUCUGGUAAGGACAGUGACAAAACUGCAGAAGAGGAGAUAGUAGAAGAAGGAGCAGCCGUACAACCAUCUCCGAAGAAGACUCCAAGAGGUAGGACACCCAGUGGAAGAACAAGGGGAAGUCCUAGAAGAAGAGGUAGAAGAGGUGGAGCUUCUGCAGGUAGCAGGUCAUUGUCUACAGAAAAACUUUCUAAAAAACCACAAGGUCGAAAGGAAAGCAGGAGUAGCUCAGCAGCAAGGUCGUCAAGGUCGUCUAGAGGGCAUGAGAGUGACGAGCAGAGCAGUGACAGUUCUGAGGAGAGGGCAGGAACUCCCGAGAUUCCCUUUCAGGGGGUGCAGCAGAGGCUGUCUGGCAGAAGUGAGAAACCACAAGAGGAUACGAGUAGAGAAACUGUAUCCUCGGACAGCGGCAGCUCCGAGCCGAGGGAGGGUGCUCGCGUGAUGGCCCUGCUUGUGAGUGACAAGCACUGGUACCCUGGUGUCAUUCUCAAGACUUUGAAAAAUGACAGAUAUCUUGUCAGGUUUGAGGAUGAGGAUGAGACUACCGUCCGUCCGAGGGAGAUCGCAGCCAGGAACAUGAUGGUGGUGUCCCGCCUGCCCGUUAACACUGCUGUCCUGGCUAGUGUAGAGGAUGUGCAGGACUGUGUCUACGCGCCAGGUAUUAUUCGAGGUUACCAUCACAAUGGAGAGACUGGAGAAGAAGAGUACCUGGUGGAAUUCAAUGAUGGAUCCACUGUCAGAGCACCCCAUGCCAAUGUGAUCCUGAACCCAGAACAGGCAGCGGCGUACCGGGCUCAAGUCAUGCGAGUUGCUGAAGUGUCUGCCUCUGUUUCUUUGGACAAUCUCGUGACUGGGAAGAGGAAGAGACCUGGAGCAGUUAAGGAACAGAAAACUCCAGACAGAGGAAGGGCAACAAGGGACACAGAAUACAGCUCUGGAGGCACAAGCAGUAGCAUAACAACCCCAAGGGGACCACAGACUAAGAGGAGGAGGGUUAUGGAGGAGGCUGGGGAGAUGGACACAGGGACAGGACAAACACCUAAACCAUCUACUUCUUCCCCUGUCAGAGGUGUCCCCACCCUGCCUGCAGGUAUAAUGGACAGUCCCCAGACCCAGUCUGCCCGUCGCUCCUUGCGUAGCCAGGAAGACGCAGUUGAUAUUCCACAUACAGAGCAACUGGGUCCCCUCCCCACCAACAGAAGGUUGUUCAGAGGCUGUGCCUUCAUCCUAACGGCUGCACCCAAAGACAAGGCAGAGAGGGCCUCAGCCGCUGCCGAGUCUCAGUCCAGUGAGGACAGUGAAGAGGAAGUGAGCACACUGCCCUACAGUAAGAGUCAUGUCCAACGUCAGAUCGAGCAGGGUGGAGGGAAGGUCUACGAGGACUUCAAGAGGAUGCAGGAGAGGUCGAAAUCCACCCAUCUCUACUUGAUAGCGGACAGCUUCUGCCGUACCAAGAAGUACUUCCUGUCCCUGGCACACGGCAUCCCCUGUGUGUCUCACCAGUGGAUCAGGGACAGCUGUAGUCAGGGACGUCUACAGGAUUAUAAGGCUUACCUUCUACCAGCUGGGAGGAGUCUGGAGACCAGGAACACCAUAGAAUGGGUCCCACGAGGUCGGAUUUUCCAAAACAUGGAUGUGCUGGUGGUCUCUGAAAGCAGGGACUUCAGAGACGUGUGGGCAGACAUUCUGGUAGCUGCUGGAUGUGUCAUGGCUAAGAAGGUGUCCAAGGAGGAGGCAGAAAGUGCCCCCCUGGACUGCGACCUUGUGGUCAGUGACCCCUCCUGUCCUGGGGCCCUUGUGCAGAGGGCUGGGCAGCUGGGAGUCCGCGUGGUGUCCACGGAGUGGGUCAUCCAGUGCCUGAUCCAUUCGCACAGAGUCGGGUACACAGGGCAUGCCAAGUACAGGCACGACUUUAAGGACUCAUGAUCAGUCUUUAGCAUAAUCAUGUGACCAACAAGUGUAUAAAAACUUUCAUGAUCACUGCCAAGGCAAGGAAAUAUGGAUACAACCAUUAAACAUCAACCAUACCACCUAAAGUUUGAGUAGCAAUUUUAGCAUUAUAACUCUAAGGAUCUCUUGAAAAGUGUGACUGAUUACUUGACCAAGAGUAGAUGAUAGGAGUAACACCUUUUUAUGACAAGAAUGAUGUAUGUAUGUAAAGUAUUGAAGAGGAGUUUAAAAUCUUGUGGAGUAUUUUAAAGCUUAUGGUGCUGUUUACUUAAGUGUAGAACAUUUAUUACAUUUAAUUUUAUUGAUUUUCAACACUGUCUGACAUUAUCAAUGUUUCCCAUUAGAGAUAUGUUGUUACAGUGAAAUGAACCACUGUACUUUUUAAUACCUGCAUAAUCAGUAAGCAAACCUUCUGAUGCAUUUUUGCGUUGUUACUACAAGAUGAUAUCUCCCAUCAUGUAAAGGAUGUCAUACUGUACUGGCUAUUGUACAUGCACUUUCAUGUAAUGUUGCAGUCAGCAAAUCGUUAUUAAAAUGUUCAAGUUGCUUAAU